Messenger RNA from Conger conger (European conger), 799 nucleotides. RefSeq lists its product as uncharacterized. The record is from RefSeq and is a predicted model, not a curated record. Gene Ontology annotation, cellular component: nucleosome. Gene Ontology annotation, molecular function: structural constituent of chromatin; DNA binding; protein heterodimerization activity. The transcript has 2 exons. Lineage: Eukaryota; Metazoa; Chordata; Actinopteri; Anguilliformes; Congridae.
AUGAGUGGCAGGGGUAAGACUGGUGGAAAAGCGAGGGCGAAGGCUAAAACUCGCUCAUCAAGGGCUGGGCUCCAGUUCCCGGUUGGUCGCGUUCACCGGCUGCUGCGUAAAGGCAAUUAUGCCCAGCGUGUUGGUGCCGGUGCUCCAGUUUACCUGGCCGCUGUGCUCGAAUAUCUGACCGCUGAGAUCCUGGAGUUGGCUGGUAACGCUGCCCGAGACAACAAGAAAACCCGCAUCAUUCCUAGACAUCUGCAGCUGGCAGUACGGAACGACGAAGAGUUGAACAAGCUCCUUGGAGGCGUCACUAUCGCUCAAGGCGGAGUACUGCCCAACAUCCAAGCUGUGCUGCUCCCCAAGAAGAUCGAAAAGACGGUGAAGGCGAACGUUAUUCUUAAGCGUGACUAGACAUUAAAAAUGAGUGGCAGGGGCAAGACUGGUGGAAAAGCGAGGGCAAAGGCUAAAACCCGCUCAUCGAGGGCUGGGCUCCAGUUCCCGGUUGGUCGCGUUCACCGACUGCUGCGUAAAGGCAAUUAUGCCCAGCGUGUUGGUGCCGGUGCCCCAGUUUAUUUGGCCGCUGUGCUCGAAUAUCUGACCGCUGAGAUCCUGGAGUUGGCUGGUAACGCUGCCCGAGACAACAAGAAAACCCGCAUCAUUCCCAGACAUCUGCAGCUGGCAGUACGUAACGACGAAGAGUUGAACAAGCUCCUUGGAGGCGUCACCAUCGCUCAAGGCGGAGUACUGCCCAACAUCCAAGCUGUGCUGCUCCCCAAGAAGACCGAAAAGGCAGUGAAGAAGUAAU